AUGGACGAGGAUCUGCAUCCGGCGAAUGGCCAGCGAUUCUGGUGGGCCACGUUCGCCAAUGCGCUGCACGCGCCUUGGUGGCGGGACCUCACGGCGGCGGACACGAAGCAUCCGGAGCUCAUCAAGCAGCGCUGCGAGGAAGUGAUCCGUGCGGAUGAGCAACGCUUCGGCUUCACGCAGUUUUUGCUGGACGCCAACAACGCGGCGCCCACCUGCUACUACGAGGCCGCCUCCCAAAAUCUGGGUGGCCACCAGUACAUGCACAACCCGGAUGCCUUCGGGUACUUGCAGUUUGCUCCUUUUGGCAGCACCGAGCCCUGCCGCAACGUCUUCUGGCUUGCGCGCUUUGUGCUCGCGCAGGUCUACCAAGCUGAGGUGCAAUUCCUCAUGAACGAGCACUUGGGGAACGGCUCGUUCACCUCCAACGUCGCGGACCUGCUGGGCGCAGCCUGCACCGUGAGCAACGCCUGCCACAGCAAGGCCUUGCUGGCGGCCCUGAGCUACGUGGAUCUGCAGAUCCGGCAAAAGGAGCCCGGAGCCAGGUCUGGCAGCUGCGUGCGCUACGCCAUGCCGGGCAUCCAGAACUCCAGCUGGACGGGAGGGCCCUGCUUCCAGGCCUUUGUAAGCUACACCAUACAGAGCCGCCGUGAUCCGGCAAAGAUGCGUUUGAUUCAAGGCUCCAUUGACGAGGCUCGACUCAUGUCCUUGCCGGACGUUGGUCAGAGGUGGAACAGCAAAGAUGCGGGCUGGUUGUGCCUAGAUGAGGUCUACGUGCGCGAGGAAUGCCUCGAGGAGGUAUCGGAGUCGAGCACGGAAGCGCUGAUGGCGUUGCAGUUUCGGGCCAAUGUGUCCCAGCGCAUCAGCUUCGACUUCCACUUGGACAAGACGUUGACGCUUACCGGCCUUCGCAACGGCGUUUUCGACGACGUGACCAACUCGCUCCGGGAAGCGUUGGAAGGGGUGCGUGACUGCCUGGGCGAGAGCUUGCUGCUGCGCUUUGCCAUUUGGUUCCGCUUUCUGGUGGAUAGCGCCGCCUGCCAGGUGGAGGCCUCCGUGAACUCGGGCAGCGCCCAGCUCACCAUGUCCACCUGUGGCCACUUUCCCCUGUCCGCCACGCUCUUUCGCGGGCCGGGCGUCCAGUACGACAGCGACGUCAUCACCUUCUCCUCCUGUACCCACGACGUGGUGUGUGCGGACCUUCGCUUUGAGAACAAGGCGGGCUGCAACUACAACAUUUGGGAUGUGAAGACCCGGGCGCGCUCUGAGACGCCCGUGCACAUCAACACCCCAUGGGUCACCGUGGUCACCAACGCGAGCCUGCUGGAGCGAUAG
Effrenium voratum is the source of this 1332-nucleotide messenger RNA. NCBI's taxonomy places the organism in Eukaryota, Dinophyceae, Suessiales, Symbiodiniaceae. The record is from the annotation of a GenBank genome assembly.